Epinephelus lanceolatus (giant grouper) is the source of this 2525-nucleotide messenger RNA. RefSeq names its product 5-hydroxytryptamine receptor 3A-like. Gene Ontology annotation, cellular component: membrane. Lineage: Eukaryota; Metazoa; Chordata; Actinopteri; Perciformes; Serranidae. The record is from RefSeq and is a predicted model, not a curated record. Gene Ontology annotation, molecular function: extracellular ligand-gated monoatomic ion channel activity; transmembrane signaling receptor activity. Gene Ontology annotation, biological process: monoatomic ion transmembrane transport.
CUGACACAGACAAGAUGAUAGAGAUAAAGACACUCGGGCUCAUUUUCAUCAGCUUUUCAUUGCUUCACGGUUUUGUUGCAGCAUUGAACUGUACCAGCCCAAGUCCUGAAUCCUUGUUUGAUGCACUUGAGAGAGAACUAUUUCCUAGAAAACUACUGCGACCUGUAAAACGCUUUUCAGAUACACUGAAUGUAUCCAUCACUAUCACUGUGGUGGGAAUUUUAGAAUUGAAUGAAAAAACCCAGGCCUUGACAAUGUUCAUUUUGCAAGUCCUGGAGUGGGAUAUAGAGGGACUGAGCUGGGAUGAGGAGGAAUGUGGAACUACUAGAGUCUCUGUCCCUCGAGAAAAGCUUUGGAUCCCAGACGUCCAAAUCCGAGAGUUCGUGCACGAGGACGAAUCUCCCCAAACUUCCUCUGUCUACUUAUACAACACAGGUCAUGUAUAUGAUGAUAAACCCAUCAGAGUGGUCGCCACCUGCAAAUUUGUAAUCUACACUUUCCCCUUUGAUAUCCAAAACUGCUCGCUGACCUUUAAACCAUAUCUGCACGUUGCUGCAGACGUAAGGAUGAUUCAGAGCACCACAGCUGCAGAGAUCCUGGAGGAGUCCAGACAAGUGAUGCAGAUCAAAGGGGAGUGGGAGCUUGUAGAUAUCAAAUCAGCUCCAAUUAACCUGAAGAUGACCAAUGGAAGCAGCACUGGGGUCAAAUACCAUAUCAUUUUGAGACGUAGGCCACUCCUCUAUGUGGUGAACCUCCUGAUCCCCAGCUGCUUCCUCAUCACAGUGGACCUCUUCAGCUUCCUGCUGCCUCCCCACAGUGUGGAUCGGUCCUCCUUUAAGAUGACCCUCAUCCUGGGCUACACCGUUUUCCUGCUCAUCAUGAAUGACUUGCUGCCUGUCACUGGAAAUGCAACACCUCUCAUGAAUGUCUUCUUCUCAGUCAGUCUUGCUCUGAUGGUGGCCAGCCUGUUGGAGACAGUGUUAAUCACUAAUAUCCAGUUCAGCUCCAGCCAGUACAGUGCAGCACCUAGAUGGCUCAGUGUCCUUGUGCUACGAUAUCUAGCUGUUAUCGUUUGUGUCCCUCCAAUAAAGAAGAGCAACCGCGUUACAGUCUCUCUUCACCCACCUGCUGGAGCAAUGAGUCCCAUCACCAUCUCUUCAAGAGAUCUUCCGAGCGUCUCUGGUAAUACACCUCCAGCGAACACCCCUCCGGUGCCAGCCCUGGAUCAACUGAGGAAGCUGAGCAAAGAUCUCAUGGCCAUCCGCCUCCAGAUAGAAAAACACUUCCAGGGGAACAGUGCCUCGCAGGAAUGGCAAAUGAUUGGGGCAGUCAUUGACCGUUUCCUGUUCGGCUUGUACCUUGUCUUUAUUUUGGCCUGCUUUGUCACCAUUGUAUGUAUCUGGAUCUGGAGUCAAGCACACAUAGGUUGACCUGAUGGAAAGGAUUAAUCACACAACUGACUUGAUCAUCAGCAAAAGUUUGACCAGUUAGCAGCUUACAGUUAGCAAGACAAAAUUAAAUAAAUAAACAGCAGGGAAACAAAAUGAAAUGCAGAAAAUGGCCAGUAAGAACAGCAGGAGGACCUUUUUCAAUGUAUGUAUAGAUACCAACUGUUUUUUUAGAGCAGACUCAGGGCAAAAAAAAACAACUGUGAACCAACCAAUAUUUAUUUUAUUACCUUUGUUUAUUUGAGAGAUUCUGAUAUACUGUAGAUCCUGUAUUUUAAAAUGUCAUGUGUACACUUCAAGCUUAAAGCACCAAAAAAGUAUAUUUGAAAAGCUCAACAGCAAUGUCUCCUUCCAUAAACCAUAACAAGUUACUCAAGAUAACCCACUGACCUUGCUAUGAGCAGUUUCAUGUAGGAAGUAUUUUCCUUCUACAAAAAUGCACCCACCAACCGUAUUACCACACAGAAGGAAGCGUGCAUGUACUCAUAGACGAAAGGCUUUUGCUUGUGACAGCACAAAAUGUAAACAUUAAUGGUGUCCUUUUCAGCUGAGCUUUAAUGUUAUCUUGUUCAGUGGGGGUGGACUGUCCCUUUAAAGAAUCAAAUCCAGUCAGAAUCACUUACCAACAAGCAUAGCUCAAGACACCCUAAGGUCCUAACCUUUAUGAACGGACAGUCUCUCGAAGGUUGCAAUGCUCCUUUUGAAAACAAAGCUCCAUUCUACUGGAAUAAUUUUCCUUUUAUUCGGAGAUCUUUAAUCUUUUUCUUCUGCUUUGGAGAUCUUUAUUUUUUCAUCUUUAAAUAUGUUUAGGCUUUUGUCUGGGUCAUUGUAUUUGAUUCUUUCUGUACAACAGAUGAAGAUGGGUAAGAGAGGGUGACAAGCUGUCUAUAUCUGUGUGUUUAUAGUGUAUGUUUUUCAUGUAAUGUUGUUUAUUUGUCUUUUAUGAUUUUAUAUUUGUGUCUGUGAGACCUCAUUUAAAUAGAAUUGCUAUAUCUCAAAGAGCUGUCCUUUCAAUAAGUUCCUUAUACACCACUGGAGAAUGAGACAGGUUGUAACUCCCAUAGAUGGCAGUGUUGA